AUGGCCACUACGACCGAAAAUACAUCAAUAAGUGUUGGACAAGAAGAAGAAAUAAACUCGUUACGUGAUUAUUUUAAAGAUAAUAUUCGUAUUCUAUCAUCAAUUGGACAAUUUUCCUAUAUAUUAAAAAUUCGAGCUGAUCAGUAUGAUGUUUCAUUAACAUUACAAUUAGAUAAAUCUUAUCCAACAAAAGCACCUGAAAUAAUGAUUACAGCACCUCGUCUUACACCUGAUCAAAUUUUACUCGUACAACAAUUACUUCAAUCCUAUAGUGAGACGUUACUUAAUCAAGCAAUGAUUUUAUCUAUUUAUUCUCGUCUUCUCAAAUGGUUUGAUGAAAAUAAUAUUCAAACAUUAACUGUUAAUACGAAUAAUAAUAAUAAUAAUAGCAGUAAUAAUAAUAAUAAUAAUAAUAAUAAUAAUAAUACCAUUAAUAAUAAUGCAUCUGUUUCUCCUAUUCCACGCUCACCAACAAAUGGUAAAUUUGUUUCACCAUUUGUAUCUACUACCAAUCAUAAUAAAACUCUUCAGACAGAUGAACAUGAACAUGAACAUAUAAAAAAAUGUUCAAUGAAAACAGCUGAAGAUGUUCUAUCACGUAUUGAAUGCGAUAAUCGUCUUGAUAAACGUUAUAUUCGAGUUGGUUAUAUUGAUCAUUGUCAUGGUUUACAAGAGAAACCAUUUAAUGAUUUUGAUUUAUUAACAAUUAACGAUCGAAAUACAAAUCUACUUUCUCCAUCGAAAUAUCGCAUACAAUAUUUUAAAUAUAAUAAUGAAAUUAUAUGGGAUAAAGAAUCUAAAAUUGAUUUAAUAUUUGGUUCAACUAGUAAUCAACAAACAAUCAAUGAUCUUAUUAAACGACAUGAAAAUCUCAUUGAAACAAAAAAUUCUCAAGAUGAAAAACCUAUGGAUAUUGAUCCAAUUCUAUCAACAAAACGCUAUCUAACUUUAACUGAUAGUUUAUAUAAACCAAAUUAUCUAUUAUCAAUACCAAUAACCGAUCCAUCACUUAUAUCUCAUUAUAUUACAUAUCGCGAACAUCUUCUUUCAUUAUAUCCUUCACUUUCUUCAUCAUCUUCACAUAUUUUAUCGAUUGAUCCUCAUUAUCUUUAUUUAACUCUAUUGACAUUACGUCUUGAAUCAUCCUUACAAAUUGAACAAUGUAUUCUAGCGUUAAAACGUAUUCAAGAAGAAAUACAUUAUCAUUGUUCAUAUCCUGAACGUAUCUAUUUAGAAUUUAAUGGUAUUGAUACAUUUCAUAAUAAAACAUUAUUCAUAAAAUGUCAACAAAAUACACGUUUAGAAAAUCUACGUACAUUAAUUAUUGAACGUCUUUGUGAACAACAACAAAAACAGAAAAUGAAUGAAAUAUUUUUUGCUGGAAAUUAUCAAGAAUUUAUUCCACAUAUAACAUUACUUAAAAGUAAAAGAAAAUCUUCAUCAAUAUAUUCAAAUGAAACGAAUGAAAUAUAUUUUGGUAAACAAUUAAUUGAUGCAUUACAAUUAUCAUCAAUUAAUACAAAUGAGAAUGAACAACAAAAGAAUCAUUGUAUAUUUAAACUCGAUUUAAGUUAA
This is a messenger RNA of Adineta steineri, 1575 nucleotides long. The record is from the annotation of a GenBank genome assembly. NCBI's taxonomy places the organism in Eukaryota, Metazoa, Rotifera, Eurotatoria, Adinetida, Adinetidae.